This is a messenger RNA of Cinara cedri, 1031 nucleotides long. The record is from the annotation of a GenBank genome assembly. NCBI's taxonomy places the organism in Eukaryota, Metazoa, Arthropoda, Insecta, Hemiptera, Aphididae.
AUGCUAUUCAAAAUUGAUACAUGUCAACCUUCUGAUACAGCUUCCCAUACAAAAACAUACCAAAACCAUUUACCUGUUAGUUUUUGUUAUAAUGUUAAAUAUAGUAAUACUAGUAAAAGUAAUCUAGUAACAUAUUCAGGUGAAGAUGCAGCAAAAGUUUUUUAUGAGAAAAUAAAAGAGGAAACUCUUUAUAUUGCAAAAAAUUAUUUAGAUGUAAAAAAACCUAUGAUAACCAAAGAACAAGAAACAGAAUUUGAAAAAGAAAAUGACUGUCAUAUAUGCAAAAAAUCUUUAAGUGAUUUACCACCAAUACUAGUAAAAAAAAAAAAAUAGAAUACUUGAUGAAACUAUUAAUUAUUGUCAAUCUGAAAAUUUAGAUUUAGAAAAUAUAGAAAAUAUAGAAAAAGAAACCUAAUAUUUUAAAAAGCGGCUUGAUGAAUUAAUGAAAGAAAAACAGUUGUUCUUUGAAGAACUGGAAGAUAAUAUAAAAAAAGGUUAAAGAUCACGAUAACUUAACAGGAAAAUAUCGAGGAGCUGCUCCUUCUAUAUGUAAAUUAAAUUUUAAGGUUCCUAGAUUUAUUCUAGUAUUUUUCCACAAUCUAUCUGGUUCUGACACACAUUUAUUCAUAAAAGAAUUAGGUAUUGAUAAAGAUAAUAUAAAGACAAUUGCAAUUAGUGAAGACAAUUAUGUAUCAUUUUCAAAAAAUAUACAAUAUAUACAUAUAGAUCCAAUUACUAAAAACCCUGUUUUAGAUCAGAAAGGAAAACCUAUUUUUAAAACAGUUGAAAUAAGAUUUCUUGAUUCUUCCAAGUUCUUAUCUAGUUCUUUAAAAAAAUUAGCUUAUACUUUAAAACCAUACCAGUUUAAAGAACUUUCUAAACAUUAUCCUGAUCAAUUAGAUUUAGUAAAAGGAAAAUUAGUAUAUCCUUAUGAAUAUAUGGAUUCUCCAGAAAAAUAUGAUGAAGAAUCUCUACCUAAUAUAGAUAAAUUGUACAGCUCUCUUACAGGCGAACAUGAGAAAGAUUCUUAA